AUGUCCACAGAGCAAUCGGGAAUGCCCAAAGACGAAGCGCCCGUGGAGGUGGUUGGGUCUAGACGUGCCUCUGCCGCCAGACGGUCGCGUCGGAAGAAGGACGACGACAAUAAUACCACCACCUCCACCACUAAUACUCCCGACACGCGAGCCAAGAAGAAGGAGGACAAGGAGAAGGAGAAAGAAAAGGAAAAACCUACUCGUGCGCCUCGUCGUCCCCGCGAAAAGUCCUCCGCAACAGCUGCUUCUCGGAAGAAGCCCAAGUUGGAGCAAUCGGGCGACGAGGCCGCGGCCCUUGCUACUAGUACUCCUGCUGCUGCUGCUGCUUCCACACCUACGCCCACGCCCGCAGCUGCUCCUCCUUCAGCUCCCACUCCUCCGGCACCAACUCCUCCAGCUCCUCCGGCCGAUCCCACUCCUCCUCCGCAGGCAGCUCCUACCCCUCCGGCACCAACUCCUCCAGCUCCUCCGGCCGAUCCCACUCCUCCUCCGCAGGCAGCUCCUACCCCUCCUCAGCCGACACCCACUCCAUCAUACAAACAAAUCGCAGCCUCCCCCCUCCAGCCGACCCAGGCACCACCUGCGCCAGCACCAGCUCCAGCGCCCGCUCCUCCACGAACAAGUGGCCGCAAUUUCGACCCUAUUCGCUCCGCGUUUGAUAAUCCCUCGCCAGCGCCCGUUUAUAGUCCUCCGCCGACUCUUUCGCCGCGAAACAGCUAUCGCGCGAGUGCUUCGCCGGCGAUCUCCAGCAUCAUCGACCCGCCUGGUCAAACACAACCCUCAUAUGCCCCGCUGCCGCGAUCUUCCUCUGCCCAUGUCUCGGCCGUCUCCUCACCGGCGCCGCCUCCUAUGGCGCAUACGCCGACGCAUCAUACCCUAGCUCCCUCGCCAAUCCCCGCCUCUCCCUCCCACGGAGCUGUUCACACGCCCCAACAACAGCUACAUACCACCUCCCACUAUACUCCGUAUAGCGAGCAGCGGCCAAAUCAUUCUCAACCACCUCAGCUCGAGCUUUCGCCGCCGGCCCUACAACAACCGCAACCGCAAUCUAAUGCCCAACCUCAACGGCCCGCGGAACCUCCAGCUCAAGCUGCCACACCUCAGCGCCUGCUCCAGCAACCAGACGCUAUGGACAUUGACUCGAAGGAACCAACGGCAUCAACGAAGAAAGAAAAAGGCACAACCACCGCCCCUUCUUCGAAAGCUCCCUCUCCCAAGCCCGCUCGUGCAGCCAAAGAAGCACCCAAGAUCCCACAAGGAUCAGGGCUUAUCACAAAUGCGCUCUUCGGCGGUGUUGAUGAAUCGUCCAAGUCCGAUGCGCGCAGUGUGCCGAAUAUCAUCCUGGCGGAAGAGCAGUACGGUUUCGCAGCACUGCACCCACGCUUGGCCGCGCACAAGGACCGUCUUGCGCGCGUCGCCGCUGCCGGUGCAGCACUCGAGCGAAACGAUAAAGGCCUUAAGGGCAUCUCGGCCGGCGAAAGCGCAGACGAGGAUCUGAGUCUUGAUGUCGAUCGUGACAGCGAUUUAGAUGGCGAUGUCUCCAUGGGCGGUGCGGGCACCGGCACCAACGGCGUUCAGUCGGAGGCUAGUGAGGGGAAGAAGAAGCGCCGAAAGAAGGUUGAGGAGUAUGAUCGUGACGACCCAUUCGUCGAUGACAGCGAGAUGGCAUGGCAGGAGCAGGCGGCCGCCAGUAAAGACGGAUUCUUUGUGUAUAGUGGUCCACUCGUGCCGGAGGGCGAGAAGGUUCAGGUAGAGCGUGCUGACGGUACAAUCAAACGCGGUCGUGGCCGUGGCCGAGGAACAGGCCGAGCUCGCUCCCUCGCUUCCCACCCCCACGUCCCAAUCGCCGCUGCAGUCCCCAUCUCUCAGGAAACCGGUCUCCCUUUGCGCGGCCCUGGCUCACGAGGCGGAGUUUCACGCCGCGGUCGCGGGGCAAAGAAAGCAGACGCCUCGGAUAAACACACCGAUCGCGCUGGCACAUCGGCCUCCACAUCCCAUGAAGGCCGUGGUGGACGUGGCGGUGGCUCUGCAGGUCGAGGCGGUUCGUCCUCGCGUGGCGGGAAGAGCUCCAUGAUGUCGGUGCUGGACAUCGCACCUGCUCCGGGGCCACAGGGCCAUGCGGGGAAUCUUGCACCAGCACCAGGUCCGAGUCCGCUUGCCGGGCCGGACCUAGUUAUGAAAUGA
Penicillium daleae is the source of this 2184-nucleotide messenger RNA. RefSeq lists its product as uncharacterized. Lineage: Eukaryota; Fungi; Ascomycota; Eurotiomycetes; Eurotiales; Aspergillaceae. The transcript has 4 exons. The coding region runs from base 1 to 2184 and encodes 727 amino acids. The record is from RefSeq and is a predicted model, not a curated record.